This is a messenger RNA of Aspergillus versicolor CBS 583.65, 2460 nucleotides long. RefSeq names its product DUF2264 domain-containing protein. The record is from RefSeq and is a predicted model, not a curated record. The coding region runs from base 24 to 2192 and encodes 722 amino acids. NCBI's taxonomy places the organism in Eukaryota, Fungi, Ascomycota, Eurotiomycetes, Eurotiales, Aspergillaceae. The transcript has 3 exons.
GAAACGACCAAGGUGUACCGACCAUGCCACCCCUCGCAGGAUUCACAGACAACCCUCUCAUCGACCGGGCCGAUGUAAUGCGCGCAGCGAUCGCAUUGAUCGAGCCCCUCCACGCGCACUUCUCGCCCGCCCGGGCGUUCGUCCGCCUGCCCAGCUCAACCGGCGCACACUUUGACGAGCGCGCAGCGCAGCUAGAGGGCUUUGCACGUCCACUAUGGGCCAUCGCGUCCCUGCUACAUACAGCACGAUCGGAUCCCGAGAAUGCGGAUUUGAUCCGCUCCCUCGCAUGGCCCUGGGUUCAGGGAAUUGCGACGGGGACGGACCCGACGCACCCCGAGUACUGGGGUACAAUUGCGAAUGGCGACCAGCGCAUGGUGGAAGCGGAGGUUAUUGCUGUCGCUCUACUACUUGCACCAGAUGAGUUUUUUCACUCGCAGAGUCCUGGGGUUCGCGAGAAUAUUAUUUCCUGGCUCUCCGGGAUGAACGGGCAGGAUAUGCCUGUCAAUAACUGGCGCUGGUUCCGGAUCUUCUCGAACCUGGCUUUGGUUGUCGUAGCAGGAAUACCAUAUGCUAAGUUAAAGAGUGAAAUGGCCAGUGACUUUGUAGUCCUGGAUUCAUUUUAUCUAGGUCAUGGCUGGUCUGGAGACGGGCCGUGGCUGACAGCCGAGCAAGAGGCUGCAGAAGAAGCGGAGUGUAUCCGAACCAGGCGACGAGAUAAAGUCGGAUGUGGGCGUCAGGUUGACUACUACUCUGGCAGCUUUGCAAUCCAGUUCAGCCAACUUCUGUAUGCGAAGUAUGCGGGUAACCUGGACCCGGGCCGCGCAGCAAGGUACCAGCAGCAAGCACGGGAGUUCGGUAGUGAUUUCUGGAGAUACUUCGAUGCGAACGGUGCCGCAAUUCCCUUUGGCCGAUCACUUACAUACCGCUUCGCCUGUGCGGGCUAUUUUGCUGCGCUGGCCGUUGCUGAGGUGCCUGAUAUGCCGGCGCCGCUGGAUUCGCCAGGGGCAACCAAGGGCUUUUUGCUUCGGCAUCUGCGGUGGUGGGGGGCUCAUUCUAAGGACAUAUUCAACUCGGACGGGACAAUGAAUAUCGGCUAUACCUAUCCAAACAUGUACAUGGCCGAAGACUACAACUCGCCACAAUCAGUCUACUGGGCACUAAAGUCCCUGAUCCCGCUCGUUUUACCAAGCACGCAUGCAUUCUGGACCUCGCCCGAGCCACCGUACCCUUCUGUGACAAUGGACAGUUCAGUCAAACUCAUCCCCCAACCAGCUCAAAUCCUCUGCAACCACCCAUCCGCGUGGCACCAUUUCAUGCUUUCACCCGGCCAGUUUGUUGCCUGGCCCAUGAAAGCCAGCCAGGCGAAGUACUGCAAAUUCGCGUACUCGUCUGCCUUUACUUUUAAUGUUCCAACGGGCCCGUUGAUCCAACAGAUCGCGCCAGAUAACAUGCUAACCCUUAGCCGGGAUGGCGCGGCAACAUGGGCUAUGAAGUGGAAGUGUGCAACUGUGCGGUAUCUGACAGCAAGUGUGAAGGGAGAGACUGUGCCCGCUGCGAGUGUUGUAUGGCGGCCGUGGGUUGAUGGGGCCGUGACUGUUCAGACGACCCUGGUUCCGCCAACAAGCAGGUGGCCGGACUGGCAUACACGGGUGCAUCGUAUCAGGCUUAAUGGGUCAUCAUCAAGCUCUGGGCUGGAGAGUCUGCAUCUUGUCGAGGGUGGGUUUGCGAUUUCCCGCGUCCCGAGCCGUGACCAGACUCGAGUUCUGCCGCUGCUGCCGGAUGAUAGCAGCAGUUUAUCUGCAAUGGGGUCGGAGGCACGCCAAGGGAUCUAUGCAACCGAGACGAAGGCUUUCGUCCUUUCUUCAGCCGGCGCAAGCGGUGUUGUGGGAACGGCAAAGCGCUCUGGCUCUGGACCAUCCGCAUCCGUUGAGCACGAGGUGAUGAAGCCCGACUCAAAUACGAAUAUCAAAGCGCAGCGGUCGCUGAUUCCUGUUUUAAGAUGCGAGGUGUUUGAUAUUGCAGUGGGGGAGGAAAUUGUGCUGGUCAUCAGUGUAUUUGCUGUUGCUGCCCCGGGGGUUAAGGAUGGGAAUUGGGAGACACUGCGUGAGAGGUGGCUGGAUGCACCGAGAGUGCAUUUGGGAGGGCCGGGGGAAUCGGAGGGGGUUGAGGAUGCGAUUAUUCUGGCUGCUUAGUGUGUACGGGCAUACAUAUAUUGAGUGUUAUUGAUUUAGAAAUUGAACCACAUAUACUUCAUCAUGUGCAUAAUGGAUCUAUGUCGCAGCUAAAACAAGCCCAUCCUCAACAGCUUAUUACCAAACUCCAGCAGAUAGUAAUCCCCAUAAACCAACCCGUGAUCACUAUACUGAUCAUAGUCCUGAGCAUUAUGGUUCGCUGUAGCAUUCUUCAGGAUAGCAUCAAACCGCUGGCCGGGCACCACGUCUUCCACUCGGAUACUUCCAU